This is a messenger RNA of Cotesia glomerata, 576 nucleotides long. RefSeq lists its product as uncharacterized. The coding region runs from base 23 to 370 and encodes 115 amino acids. The record is from RefSeq and is a predicted model, not a curated record. The transcript has 3 exons. NCBI's taxonomy places the organism in Eukaryota, Metazoa, Arthropoda, Insecta, Hymenoptera, Braconidae.
ACAAAAUUAUAAUUCAAAAUUUAUGUAUAGAGUGCCUGACGGAUUACGAGAAUUGUGCAAAGAUAUUUCUCACAAGGUUUUGCGCAGUCAGCCAACAAAUAUUUAUCAUUUUAUCGCUGAUUAUGUUGACGUACUUUUAAUUACACGAGACAAUACGAAAGUGGCAAUUAAUGUUGUAAAUAAUAUUGUGGAGAGCAGUGAAUUUAUUAUUAAUACUCUUGACUCUAUGGGAUUGGACUUGAAACAAAUUGCUAGAGUAGCACCGAAAUUACAACAAGCGUUUCGUGAUUAUUUGGACACCAAUCAUAAAUCAUGUAAAAUUAAAAUACCUUUUAAUUUUAUUUGCUGUGUAUUUCAAUGUUGUUAUUAGAUAUGUUAUUAUCUGUAUCAAGUAGUAUUAAUAUUCAUUGUAUGUUAAUCCAGAUGAUGAGUGCGGAAUUACUAUGAAAAAAAUUAUUGAUAAUGCUAGUAUUGAAUCGGAUCAAGCUCAAAAAGCAGCUACCACUAUUCAAGUAAUGUUAUAUAUUUAAUAUUUAUUUUAUAAGAUGUAAUAAUUAUUUUAUAACAAGAGAUAGA